UCGUACGGUAAGAAAUGAAGCGACACCUCUAAGCUCUGAGUGAGCUAAUGGAGUUUGUGGUAUAAGAGGAGAGGCCGAGGGAGAGAGAGAGGGAGAGCGAGGGCAGUACGACCUAGAGAGAGAGAGAACUGGCGAGACGUCGCCCUUUUCGUCACUUAUUUAUUUGAAGUACUGAGGAAUCGGCGAAUCUCGAGAGAAUACAGAGCUGUGUAUGGCGGACUUCAUCUCCUAAUUCCCAGAGCUUAUUGAGGCUAUAAUUGACGAAAUUUCGACUGUACUUCUCAAAUAUAGAACAAGGUACCGCUGAUAUCCAUAAAUGAUUCCUCAUUUACUAAGAUCGAAUGUGUAUACGGAAAGAACUGAAUCCCCAAGUUUAUGAGCUUCCCAAAGGUAUUUGGUGUAGUUUGGACAUGAGUACGUCAGGUGGACAUGCUAAAGCCAAGGGAAGCUGAUAUACCUGCUCUUUUUAUGGUUUUGGUUGUGUUGCCUGUCAUCAUCUACAUUAUUCUCGGCAAGUGGAAUGAUAAUUCAAAGAAGGUGGUGAAGGUGAACAUACUCGCUCAGAUAGCAGCAGAAGAGUCUUUUAGAGAAGAAGAAAUCAUGGCUUCAGCUGAUAUUUUGCCUGUAGUCCCUUUAUGUAAGUUUGACACUCAUGUGUGUGCCAAAUGCUAUGCCCCUGCAACAUCUCGAUGUUCAAGAUGCAAGUCUGUUGGAUACUGUUCCGGGAAAUGCCAAAUAGUACACUGGAGGCAGGCACAUAAGCAAGAAUGCCAGCAAUGGAAAAAUGAUGCUCUGAAUUUUUCUGCUAGUCUCGAUUCUAUCGCCAAAUCGAUCCGUCGAGGAUCUACGAUAGACGGAUCACGAGAUUUUAUUGGAAAUAAUACCAAAGAAUCUCAGCUCAGCAAUCUUCGUUCUGAUUUUCCAGAUGAAGCUUCUUCCCAUUGGAGAAUGGAUGCAUCUAUUAGUUCGAAUGGGGAAAGAAAUUCAUCAGAUAAUAGCAAGAGAGUUCGAGGUAAACCGAAAAGAGAACUAUUAAGCGAUGAUGCAAGCAUUGUUGUUGGCACAAAUACCACUUGCACUGAUGCUCGAUUGGUUGGUGGGAGCUCCACAAACACUUCACAUCAGAAUGCUUUGUUUGAAGUUGAGAAAUCAACAGGAGUGGCAAAUGGCUCAUUUAAACAAAGAAACCCCACUACUUCCUAUGAAAAUGGGACAAAUGGAGGCGAAACGGCAGAGAGUUUUAUUUCGGGUAAUAUUGAUCAUGAAGAUAGAAUUUCAUCAUCAUUUGUAACACCAUGCUUGAGGUCCUCAGCUGAAGAGAACUCUGUUAAAGAAAACUUGAUUUAUAAAAAACCCCCAUAUAUUUUGGAUCCUGAUAAAUCCGCAGCAAGAGCACCAAGACAAUGCCAAUCUCAUACAAUAAGGAAAUGUUUCGUCGAUAAUGAAUCGAAAAUUCUGCCCGCUGUUCUCACAAGCAGCCCUGAACGGAGUUCCAAUGGAAUAACGAAUAUGAAAGAGAUGAUGGCUGAAACAUCAAGAAGUUCUUCCAAAAUUUCGAAUGGUCGUCUUGUUGGGUUGAUCAAUGGUUAUAAAAGAAACAAGUUGCUUUUUCCUUAUGAAGACGUCGUGAAGCUUUUCCAAUGCGAGCUGUUGGGCAUAUCGCCAAGGGGGCUUCUUAAUUGUGGAAACAGUUGCUAUGCCAAUGCUGUCUUGCAGUGUCUGACCUUCACAAAGCCUAUAAUGGUCUACUUACUUCAUAGAUCUCACUCAAGAACCUGUCAAAUAAGAGACUGGUGCUUGAUGUGCGAACUCGAGCAACACAUCGCAGAGCUACUCGAAGGAGGUGGCCCUCUUUCUCCAAGUAAAAUUCUUUUAAAUAUGAGUGUUGGUUGUCGAAUGGGUGGUGGAAACCAGGAAGAUGCUCACGAGUUUCUAAGGCUUUUAGUUAUGUCCAUGCAAGCUGUUUGCCUUUGGGAUCUAGGUGGUGAGGAGAAGGUUGAUCCUGGAUUGCAAGAAACUACUCUUGUACAACAGAUUUUUGGCGGCCGCCUUAAAUCUAAGGUUAAGUGCCUGAGAUGUCAUCAUGAGUCCGAACGAUACGAAAAUAUCAUGGAUCUUACUCUGGAGAUCUAUGGUUGGGUUGAGUCAUUGGAGGAUGCCCUCACACAGUUUACCGCCCCGGAAGAUUUAGAUGGAGAAAACAUGUAUAGAUGUGGCAGGUGUUCUGCAUAUGUUAGGGCAAGAAAACAGCUGAGUUUGCAUGAGGUACCCAAUAUCUUAACGAUUGUCCUCAAGAGAUUUCAGACAGGGAAAUAUGGAAAAAUCAAUAAAUGUGUUACAUUUCCAGACUUAUUGGACAUGAUUCCAUUUGUAACUGGAACUGCUGAUAGCCCUCCUCUUUACUUCCUAUAUGCUGUCGUUGUUCAUCUGGACACCUUGAAUACAUCCUUCUCUGGUCAUUAUGUAUCCUAUGUCAAAGACAUUCAAGGAACAUGGUUUCGAAUUGAUGACUCUGAGGUGCAGGCUGUGCCACAGAGUCAGGUAAUGUCUGAAGGCGCAUAUAUGCUAUUUUACUCCAGGUCAGUCCCCCGUCCUCCAAGCAUCUGUAUCAACAGAUCUCUAUUACAGCCCCCAUCUCUAAAGCACAGCUCACCCAAACUUCUCAAAUCUUUACGACACGAACAACCCAUUGAAAGCGAAACUCGCCCUCCGCUCCCCAACUCAGUGAACGCCGAAAAGAACCUGCGUCCUGAAUAUCGAAGCGGCCGCGUAAUGCGGAGUUUCCUUCCCACCCAUGAAACGUACGCCGACACGAUCGGCACAGACUUCUCCGACCCAACAUCGAGUGAUUGGUCUCUCUUCACAAGCUCUGAUGAAUCAUCGUUCACCACCGAGAGCACCCGAAACUCGUUCAGUACCGUUGAUCAUGAAGACUCAGCUGGCCUCGACCCCAUUUCUUCCAUAUUUGGUUCCUUCUAUCUCUCGGAUUGUUCGCAGGGUAGGUAAGUUUUUCAUGUACAAAUUCGUCGGUUCGAGUGCAAUGUUAUUUAUCUUAGAUUCAUCGACGAGAAAUGGACGACUCGGCGGUGUACAUAAGGUAAGGAGAUUGUUCAUUUUUGUCUCUAGAUCUUAAAGCCAUGUUUAUUAGAACAAAGGGGGAGUAAUCCCAGAUAUCUUGAUUU
This is a messenger RNA of Phalaenopsis equestris, 3182 nucleotides long. Its product is annotated as ubiquitin carboxyl-terminal hydrolase 15. Lineage: Eukaryota; Viridiplantae; Streptophyta; Magnoliopsida; Asparagales; Orchidaceae. The coding region runs from base 430 to 3006 and encodes 858 amino acids. The transcript is spliced from 16 exons. Gene Ontology annotation, biological process: protein deubiquitination. The record is from RefSeq and is a predicted model, not a curated record. Gene Ontology annotation, cellular component: cytosol; nucleus. Gene Ontology annotation, molecular function: cysteine-type deubiquitinase activity; cysteine-type endopeptidase activity.